Molecule: messenger RNA, 775 nt
Organism: Musca vetustissima
Lineage: Eukaryota; Metazoa; Arthropoda; Insecta; Diptera; Muscidae
Exons: 6
Coding region: 43-726 (227 amino acids)
Source: RefSeq, a predicted model, not a curated record
GCUGUAAUAACUGGCCUUAUUGACAUUUUAUCCCGACGAUGCAUGAAAAUACGUGAGAGUAUCGAAAAUCACCAGAGUGUCGUAUUAUCCUUGCUGGCCACGCUCGGCUUCAUAACCCGAUUUAUUGAUGUUUGUCCACCAGGACCUACCGAUCCGACACGUUUCCUCAGUGCGGCAAAAUCAACAGAACUCUUUGGCUCCAUUUCCAUGCUGUAUGCCAGUGUGGUACCCAUAGGUGAAUGCAUUCCACCGAGAACAAUUUCGUUAGCGGCAGCAACAUUUAAUUUACUUGUAUCAAUGGCUGUGUUGGAUUUAGCAACGUUCCAGGAGGUAAUGUCCAGUGAAGCGAUCUCUUUGAAGUUCCUCGAUGUGGUUACAAUUCUACUCAAAUAUUGCGGCAAUAAAUGCACGGCAGCUAAGAAUAGUGAAACUCAGGCAGUUAUAAUUGAUUUGAUUGCAACCAUCGGUUUCUUCUGCGCCAAUAAUAAACAAAAUCAGGAUCUUUUAUCCUCUGAACAGUGUUCCAUUAUCAUUAAGAAUUUAACAAAACUACCUGAACAUUUGAAUGUGGUGGUCUAUCCAUGUCUAGUAACUAUAACGUUCCAAAAUCAGGAAGCCCGUAAUGUGAUAUCACGUGAUUUUAAUCUAGAUUUCCUGGAUGAAUACAGUAAAUCGGAAAAAGCUAAAAAGAAUCAUCUGGUAGCUCUGCUCAAAGAUAAGACGUAAUUAAAUUGAUGUCAUCGUGUCCGUUUCUCUCUGUUACUGGUUGUCUUCU